Molecule: messenger RNA, 1023 nt
Organism: Striga hermonthica
Lineage: Eukaryota; Viridiplantae; Streptophyta; Magnoliopsida; Lamiales; Orobanchaceae
Source: the annotation of a GenBank genome assembly
AUGGUCCCAUUUGGUAACCAUCAAGAAAAUUCAAACCUUUCAGCUCAGAAUCUUGCACCUUUACAUACUAAUAAUAACCCUCACGACUCCAACUCCGAUAUCGAUCAAGAUUCUUGCCCGUCCGAUUGCGAAAGCUCGAUUUCCGAGCCCGAAAGCGAGCAACCGCAGUUUCGCGGGCCGGAGGACGAUUUUGUUACAAUUCAUAAAGGGGAGAUGAUUUACGAGACGAUCGCGAAGAAGCUUGUGUCGAGCUUGAGCUCUCGUGGGCUCGACCCGCGGGUCGAGUCCAUUCAUAGGAACAGAUUUUCGAGCAUCAAUGGCCGAGCCCGAGUCGAGUCUUUUGGCGUGUACACGAGGGCCGUGCAAACGAGGUGUGGAGGCAAUGCGAAUUUGACGUAUGCUUGGUUUGGAGCUUCGAAGAAUGAGAUUGAUAUGAUUAUUGAUUAUGGUUUUGGGCUUCCCAAAAGUGGGCUGACACAUGGGCAUGGAGUUCAUCUCUGUUCAAUAAAUCAUCCUAUUGAAAGCGUUCUAUCCACUUCACCUGACGAAAAUGGCCUACGGCACAUACUGCUUUGCCGUGUAAUAUUGGGGAAAACCGAGGUCAUAUGUCCCGGCUCGCAACAAAACAAUCCGAGCUCCGAAGAGUUUGAUUCGGGGGUCGAUAAUAUAGAGACCCCACAAAAGUAUAUCGUGUGGACUUCGCGUAUGAACACUCACAUCUUGCCUGAAUUCUUAGUCAGUUUCAGAACAUUAUCCUCUAACUCAAGAGGAUCUCGACCAAAUUCGAACCGGAUGCCUUUUCCAACUUUGAUUAAUGUUCUUAGAAAGUACUUACCUUUGGAUGCAGUUGACUUAAUCAGAAUUCAUCACAGAGAUUUCAGGAAUCAGAAAAUAACAAGAGCCGAAUUGGUUAGACGCGUGAGACAUAUUGCUGGAGACAAGUUGUUGAUAAAGAUCAUGAAAUCUUGCGAACGAAAGAUGAAAACACCAUUGAGCAGCUCCUCAACCAGUUUGUGCAAGUGA